Molecule: messenger RNA, 1542 nt
Organism: Acytostelium subglobosum LB1
Lineage: Eukaryota; Evosea; Eumycetozoa; Acytosteliales; Acytosteliaceae
Exons: 5
Coding region: 1-1542 (513 amino acids)
Source: RefSeq, a predicted model, not a curated record
AUGUCAUCAUCAGAAGAUAGUAAUGCAUUGAAUAUGUCAGGUAUAAUCAAUCAAGAGGACCCUGAUGAUAUUAGGAUAUCAGUUGAUACUCCUCAAAUGGGCUCAACAAUGAUCAACCCAAUGGCUUCAUUGUCACCGACGACUUCACCAUCGCAGUCACCUGUACCCAACAACAUGGCAACGUCCAGCGAUUCGAUGUUUGUGAUUGAGGACGACUCGUCGAUGCCCCCAACCAGGAUCAACCUCAAGAUGCCUCACUUUGUCACCACCUCUGUCGACUCGGUGGCCACCAUUCAGAAGCCUACGCCCGUGGCGGUACAACCUACAUCAUCAUCAUCGACCGCGUCUGUCGUCGAACCGACGCUUGAGGAGCGACUGAGAGAGACGUCCAUCGAUGUUGCCUUGGAGGACGCAACACAUGGCAACCCGCUCAGACAGACUUCGACCCCUCUAUCCAACGAUGUCAUCAGUGUAGACAAUAGCAGCAACAGUAGUAGCAUGCCAUCAGGGCCGGGGACAGUCGAUGUUGCCAGUGGGCUGGCAAAGACGACAGACGACGCCGCCACUCAGAAGCCGUCGACGACCUCACCACACGAGCACAACCUCUUCCUGGGCAAGGUGAUAUUCUCUGACUUUCUCAAGAGACAUACAUGCUACGAUGUCAUACCGAUCAGUGGCAAGGUCGUAGUGUUGGACACGAAGCUCGUGGUCAAGUCGGCAUUCUACGCGCUGGAGGAGAAUGGCAUCAAGUCUGCGCCACUCUGGAGUAGUCAACUUCAAGAGUUCACUGGAAUGAUCACAGUAUCUGACUUUAUCGACAUCCUACUAUUCUAUUAUCACAAACCUAAAUCAGACAACAUCUUCCAGGACAUGGGUAUCCAUCGAAUAGAGACGUUCUGGAGAGAGAUUAACGUGGAGAGACCAAAGACAUUGAUAUACACUGAGCCCGAGACCAAUCUAUACGAGUCCGCGACAUUGCUUCUCAAGUAUAAGAUACAUAGACUGCCUGUUGUGGACAAGAAGGAGACGAACUCUAUACUUCACAUCCUGACACAUUCCAGGAUAUUGGCAUUUAUGAUGAAGAGUCUGCCGGAUCUUCCAACAUAUUUGUUGUCAUGUACAUUAGGAUCACUGGGAAUUGGAACGUUUGAAAAGGUUGUUACAGUGCAUACUGAGACACCUUUGAUCAAGGUGUUGGAGCUACUGGCCGAGAAGAAGAUCUCUGCCGUUCCCAUCAUAGACGACAAUGGCAAGGUCAUUGAUGUAUACUCAAAGAGUGAUGUAACCCUGAUGGCCAAACAAGGUAACCUGUCACCUUCAGAUUUGGACAAGCCUGUCCAUCAAGUGUUGACCACUUUCUCAAAGCUGUGGCAGAGAGCGGAACAAAUCCAUACAUGUACAAAGAACGAUAAGCUGGGCGAUGUGAUUGAGAAGAGUAUUAAGAAGAGAGUGCAUCGAUUGGUCUGCGUGGACGCCGCCAAGAAGGUGGAGGGCAUUCUAUCAUUGAGUGACAUUCUCAACUUUUUGUUGAAUGUAUCCUAA